CUCGGCCUCGGCGGCGGCGAUGGAGGCGGCGGGCGGCCGCGGCCUGGGCAGCAGCAGCGGCGGCGGCGGGCGGGAGGCACCGCCCGCCCUCUGAGGAGCCGCCGCCCCCUGAGGAGACAAAGUAGUAAGAAUCUGGACCAGAAAAAAAUCCCACCAUGCAAGCAAACUGCAGUCAUCUCCACAACGUCCCAGGGAGUGGUGAUGACUCUUCACCUUCUCAAAGCACCCACGCAGCGAGGUCAUCAGGAGAAAGCUCAUGCCAUCAUAGCGGAGAUGUUCACAUACAGCUAAGCACUGCUGCAGGAGAAGGCAGAGAAAAUGCGAGUUCCCGGCCUUCGAGGCCAGGUUCCCAAAGUCGCUCACACGGACAUGCCCACAAUGAAGCAGGGGGGCUUGAUGACUCUGCUCCAGACUCAGAGGAACACAGCGGCAGCUCCCUCUCGGAGCUCAGAUACCUCCUCCAGUGGCUGCACAAAAGUCUGCCAUAUAUCUUGAUUCUGUGUGUCAAAUUGAUCAUGCAGCAUAUAAUUGGCAUUUCUCUUGGAAUUGGGCUGCUAACAACUUAUAUGUAUGCAAACAAAAGCAUAGUAAAUCAGGUUUUUCUAAGAGAACGGUGCUCCAAGUUGCAAUGUGCUUGGUUACUAGUAUACCUAACUGGAUCAUCUCUCCUCUUGUAUUACACCUUUCAUUCUCAGUCACUGUACUACAGCUUAAUCUUUUUAAACCCUACUGUGGAUUUUAAGAACUUCUGGGAGGUGCUUUGGAUUGUGGGAGUCACAGACUUUAUUCUGAAAUUCCUCUUCAUGGGCUUCAAGUGCUUUAUUCUCUUGGUGCCUUCUUUUAUGAUGUCCUUUAAAUCCAAGGGCUACUGGUACAUGCUGUUAGAAGAACUCUGCCAGUAUUACCGUAUGUUUGUCCCUAUACCAGUUUGGUUCCGUUAUCUUAUUGGCUAUGGGGAGCCUGACAGUGUGCUAGGCUGGACCCUUGGGAUAUUGCUGGGCCUUCUCUACCUCAUCCUAAAGCUUUUGAGUUUUUUUGGACAAUUGAGAAACUUCAAACAGGUUUUACGGAUAUUUUGUACACGACCACACUAUGGGGUGAUGGCUAGCAAGAGACAGUGUUCUGAAUCAGAUGAUAUUUGUGCUAUCUGUCAAGCUGAAUUUCAGAAGCCUAUUCUGCUUAUCUGUCAGCACACAUUUUGUGAAGAAUGCAUCUCUUUAUGGUUUAAUAGAGAAAAAACGUGUCCACUCUGCAGAACUGUUAUUUCAGACCAUGUUAACAAGUGGAAGGAUGGAGCUACAUCUAUGCAUCUACAGAUUUUCUAAAGCAUGUUAAAACUUGUUUUACGGUUCAUUUGUACAAGCUAAGGUCUUCCAGCUUACUGCAGGUGAAAGUGUAGGUGACAGGGAACGAGUUUCUGAAUUCUAGAUAUCUAGGAUUUUAUGCUUCUAUGAAAUAUCCCAAUAUUUAAAACAGUGCAGGAAAUGUUAAUUUGCCUUCUUAAGUACAGAAAAUAAGUUUUCAGAAUGGAAGGAGAAAAGCCAGCAUUGCUUCUCUCAUGAUUCUUCCAGGAAACAAUCAAAUCCUUAAAAAAUGCUGCAUUGCUGCUUGCAGCUGCUUCUUCGUUCAACAUUUUAUUUAAAAGUUUAAAUAGUGUUCCAGACUGUGCUAAAUUUUAUUUAUCCUUUUAACAUUACUGAAACCAAAAACCUAGAUUAUGAGCAAAUUUUACACUCUGGAUUACAGUGGGAGUUAAAGCUAUGCAUCACACUUGACAUUAAAGAUCCUUUAAUGCUAGCUCAACAGAUCAGAGAAAUUAACUUCUUAUUCAUGCACCUAAAACAGCAACUAUUUCUCACUCUACCUGGAGAUAGGACACAAGAAUAAGAUGUUUCCCCUUUAGGUUCUUGCAGAUUUCUAAUUGAUCUUAAGCUUAAUACAUAAAUUGAUCACUGAUAUUAGUUUUUUACUUGGCGUUUUAUGAGGUUGGUAUUUUUAAAACAGAUCUUUAAUACUAUAUUUUCUUGUCACAUCAGGAACCAGAUUUUCAUACAGGGGAGAAUCUAUUUUAUAUUAUAUAUGCAAUUUGUGGUAUACGUAAAAAUCAGAGAAUAAAUGCAUUUAAA
Messenger RNA from Cygnus olor (mute swan), 2126 nucleotides. It is a transcript of the gene RNFT1, whose product is annotated as ring finger protein, transmembrane 1. Gene Ontology annotation, molecular function: ubiquitin protein ligase activity. Gene Ontology annotation, biological process: positive regulation of ERAD pathway. The transcript is spliced from 9 exons. The record is from RefSeq and is a predicted model, not a curated record. NCBI's taxonomy places the organism in Eukaryota, Metazoa, Chordata, Aves, Anseriformes, Anatidae. Gene Ontology annotation, cellular component: endoplasmic reticulum. Bases 156 to 1325 code for a protein of 389 amino acids.